GUCGCCGCCGUCGUCGUCGUCCCUCUUCAUUACCUCAUCAUCACCGUCAUCUCCUCCCUCCGCUCCUCAAUCAUCGCGCCGCUUCUGAAGUCCCCGCCGACCGACCGACCGACCGACCGACCGACCUCUCCGAUUCCAGCGGCGGCGGCGGCCGGCGUCCCGCCCCCCCUCUCUCUUCUCCGGCUCGCCUCGCUUCGCCGCUCGGAAUCCUAGGGUUCCCCGCCUCAGAUCCGGCGGUGCUCGGCUUCGCCGUCGGCCUCCGGUUUCCCCUCCUCUGACGAUCGCGGGAGCAAAAGAAGAAAUGGCGCUCCCUAGCUUCGCGGACACCGGCACGCACUAGAGCUCGGCGGUUCUUUUGGGGUUUUUCGAGCUGGGGGGCGGGGGGUUUACGGCGAUGGAUGCGUUGCAGAGGGCGGUUCAGCCGCCGGGGGCGGGCGGAUACGGCCCGCACGCCUCGGGCAGGGGCGGCGGCGGCGAUUUGGCGGUGCCCGAUCAGUUCCCGGUGGGUCUGAGGGUUCUCGUGGUGGACGACGACCUCAUUUGCUUGAAAGUGCUGGAGCAGAUGCUUCGCCGCUGCGCGUAUAAUGUUACAACUUGCGCCCAGGCAACUGUGGCAUUGAAUCUGCUCCGAGAGAAGAAAGGUUGUUUUGACAUUGUUUUAAGUGAUGUUCACAUGCCUGAUAUGGAUGGUUAUAAACUCCUUGAACAUGUUGGGCUUGAGAUGGACCUUCCUGUUAUUAUGAUGUCUGGUGAUGGAAGCACGAAUGCUGUUAUGAGAGGAAUUAGACAUGGAGCAUGUGAUUAUCUUAUUAAACCUAUUCGCCCCGAAGAGCUUCAGAAUAUAUGGCAACAUGUCGUUAGGAAAAAAUGGAAUGGAAAUAAGGAGAUUGAACAUUCAGGAAGCCUAGAAGAUAAUGAUCGGCAUAAGCGAGGAAGUGAUGAUGCUGAUGGUUCUGCUGUUAAUGAAGGGGGGGAAGGCUUGCUGAAAAACCAGAAAAAGCGCAGCAUUACUAAAGAAGAAGACGAACCUGAAUUAGAUAGUGAUGAUCCUACUACAUCAAAGAAACCACGUGUAGUGUGGUCGGUGGAGCUCCAUCAACAAUUUGUCAGUGCUGUAAACCAACUUGGAAUUGACAAGGCUGUGCCUAAACGAAUCCUAGAAUUGAUGAAUGUUCCUGGCUUAACUAGGGAGAAUGUUGCAAGUCAUCUGCAGAAAUUUAGGUUGUAUUUGAAGAGAUUAAGUGGAGUAGCUCAGCAGCAAGGUGGGAUAUCUAGUUCAUUCUGUGGAACUGUAGAAUCAAAUAUCAAGUUGGGUCCCCUGGGAAGAUAUGAUAUCCAAGCUUUGGCAGCCUCUGGUCAGAUUUCUCCGCAGGCAUUAGCAGCACUGCAAUCUGAGCUUUUGGGUCGACCAACAAGCAACCUAGUGUUACCGUCAUUUGAUCAGCCAACUCUCUUGCAAGCUUCCCUGCAGGGAUCCAAGUGUCUUCCUGUUGAACAUGGUGUGGCCUUUGGUCAGCCUCUGAUUAAAUGCCCAUCUAAUGUCUCCAAGCAGUAUCAACAGUCCAUUCUAUCGAGUCAGGAUGCACCUUCAGGAUUUGGACCGUGGCAAGCUACUAGCCUUAGUACAGUAGGAAACAAUAACAUUGUUGCAGGGUCGAAUAUUCAGAGUAAUAACACUUUGAUGGAUAUAUUUCAAAGACAACAGCAGUAUCAGCAAAAGCAGCAAUUACAGCAGCAGCAGCAGCAACAGCAACAGCAACAACUGCCACAACAGCCUCUCCUAGAGCCUAGCCGUUUAAUUAAUGUGCAACCAUCUUGCCUUGUUGUUCCCCACUCAUCAGCUGGUUUUCAAGCAGCGGGUAGUCCUACUUCUGUGAACCAGAGUUCCACCUACAAUAGAAGUGCCGUCAUUGACUACAGUCUUCCAUCAUAUCAAGGCAAUACUGCUUUAAAUACUGGUCUGGCCUCGGAUAAAGAUCUCAAAACCUCUGGCGUACUUGGUGGCUACUCUGUACAAGGUUCCAUUUCACCGACUUUGUCGUCUAGUUCAGCGAAUGCUGACAGUAGCAAUUGCUGUCCACUUCGGAAUCCAUCUGCAAAAUAUAACAUCAUUGGACAAGCACCAGGUGUUGUUUCUGAUUUUUCCAAUAUCCAGGGUUCUUAUGAUGCUAAGUCAGGUGAAGCCAUUGAUCAAGGACUGCUAAAGAAUCUAGGAUUUGUUAGUAAGGGAUCGGGCACCCCAAGCCUUUUCACAGUUGAUGAAUUUGGACCACCGUUGAAACAAAUAUACAGUGGAAAAGUCCAUCUGGAAAGUAGUGCAGGUAGAGUCAAACAAGAACCGAGCUUUGACUUUGUGGAUGCAAAAGUGUCUAUCCCAGUAUUGGAGCAACUUUCGUCGAAUGAUCUUAUGAGCGUUUUCACUGAAUAGGAUGCCUAUGCUGUUUGAUUGGUUUGGAGGCUCUGUUCCAUUUGAUCGAGAAGCACAGAUUUAUCCACUUCUCGGGGUGGGACGGAUUCUGGUUCGAAACUGUAAUGUUUUCUUCUAGAGACUUACUAAUUGUUGCUGAACCGCGUGUAUAAAUGCAUUUCAUUAAACUUAUGCACAGUUCCGAGGCGAAAAUAAGCUGUAUGUAAUAUUUAGGGGCUUGGUUUCACUUCUCGGACUCACAUUUGACUGAUGUGUAGUCAUUUGGACUAGGAUGUUGAUAUCCAUUUAUUCAUUAUCACCACCUUCUUAAGCUGUGAUACCGAAGCUGCUGCUGUCUUUCCUCAAGAUGCAGAAAACUGUUUGUAACCUUUUGGUGCCUAGGCUGCUUUUGCCGCUGCGACACUCUGAUGUGUAGUCAUUUGGAAUAGGAUGUUGAUAUUUAUUUAUUGA
This is a messenger RNA of Eucalyptus grandis, 2878 nucleotides long. Its product is annotated as two-component response regulator ORR21. Lineage: Eukaryota; Viridiplantae; Streptophyta; Magnoliopsida; Myrtales; Myrtaceae. Gene Ontology annotation, molecular function: DNA binding; DNA-binding transcription factor activity. Bases 395 to 2428 code for a protein of 677 amino acids. The transcript is spliced from 6 exons. Gene Ontology annotation, cellular component: nucleus. Gene Ontology annotation, biological process: cytokinin-activated signaling pathway; phosphorelay signal transduction system; regulation of DNA-templated transcription. The record is from RefSeq and is a predicted model, not a curated record.